Pogonomyrmex barbatus (red harvester ant) is the source of this 1546-nucleotide messenger RNA. RefSeq names its product La autoantigen-like (gene La). Gene Ontology annotation, molecular function: mRNA binding. NCBI's taxonomy places the organism in Eukaryota, Metazoa, Arthropoda, Insecta, Hymenoptera, Formicidae. The record is from RefSeq and is a predicted model, not a curated record. Gene Ontology annotation, biological process: positive regulation of translation; tRNA processing. Gene Ontology annotation, cellular component: cytosol; ribonucleoprotein complex; nucleus.
UUGAUAUGCUGUUCUUGUUGAAAUAGCGUCACUUCCUUUUGCGACUUAAACGAAGAGGCACGUGUAGGAUUACAGUAGUUUUCCUUUUAUUCGUUUUCGAGUUUUAAGAGCAUAAAAUAAUUAGAAUUGUCGUUCGUAUUAUUCUCUAUAUUAGAUAAUAAUAGAUAAUAUAUCUAAACAUGGAGAAGGAUCAAGAAAAAAUAAGCAACGAUCGACUGAACGGCGACGCCGUCGUUGAGGUUACUAAGGACGCGCCGGCCGUUGACGCUAAAGAUGAAACAAACAGUGAAGAAAUCUCUGAUUCUACGGAAAAGAAUCCGAAGGAAUCUGCCGAAUCUUCGGAGAAAAACACGGAAGAACCCUCUGCGGAACUUUUGGAGAAAAUAAAGGCACAAGUAGAGUAUUACUUUGGCAAUGUAAAUAUGCAAAGGGACAAGUUUCUCAUUGAGCAAACAAAACUUGACGAAGGCUGGGUUCCAAUGACUGUUAUGUUAAACUUUAAAAUGUUGGCAUCUAUUAGCAAAAAUAUUGAUAUAAUUCUGAAAGCUUUGGAAACCAGUGACCUCAUGGAGAUAUCUAAAGAUAGAAAAAAAAUACGGCGCUCACCAAAAUAUCCUCUGCCGGAAUAUAAUGAAGGAUAUAGAAAAGCUCAAGAAGCACGAACAGUUUAUGUAAAAGGCUUUCCAUUGACUGGUAUAACUAUUGAAAAACUGAAAGUUUUUUUCGAACCAUACAAGCCAUUUGAAACGAUUGUGAUGAGAAAAUAUCAGGAUAAAGAUAAAUCUUAUAAGUUUAAAGGAUCUAUUUUUAUACAAUUUGAGACUUUGGAUAGUGCCAAAGCCUUUAUGGCUAUAGAAUCUGUAAAAUAUGAAGAUACAGAAUUAAUAAGGAAAUGGGCUGCAGAUUAUAAUGCAGAGAAAGCACAAGAGAAAGAGGAACGUAGGAAAAAGAGAGAUAAAUCGAAGAAAUCAACUACAGAACAAAAAGAAAAAGAAAUGGAGGAGGAAAAGAUACAACAGGUAUCUUUAGAAAUAGAUAAAUUGCCCAAAGGUCCUAAAUUGCCAAAGGGCUCAGUUAUUUACUUCUCUGGUGUCUCUAAGACAUGUACAAGAGAAGAUAUUAAAGAAAGUUUAGACAAAUAUGAUGCUCAAAUUGCAUUCAUUGAUUUCCAAAGAGGAGAUAUGGAAGGUUGGGUGCGUCUCCAAGGAGAAAAUGCCGCUAAACCUUUAUUAGAAAAAUUAAACGAAGGCAAGGUGAUGAUUCAAGAAGUUGAGGUUAUUUGUAAAAUUCUCGAAGGUGAGGAAGAAGAUAAAUACCUUAUCAAAGCUAUGGGAGAUAUGAUAGCUUCGAAGAAUAAAUUUAUUAAAGCUAAACGAGGUAGAAAAGGACGUGCGCGAGGCGCGAAGAAGAGAACUAAUAGUCCCUCUCAUGAUGCAAUUCCAUCUAAGAAGAGAAUUGUUGAAUAAGAUAAGAACUUUACAUAAUGUACAUUACACUGUGUUUUCAUCGUAUUAACGAAUUAUAUAUAUAUAUGUCCUUAGAAACA